This is a messenger RNA of Dentiscutata erythropus, 189 nucleotides long. Lineage: Eukaryota; Fungi; Glomeromycota; Glomeromycetes; Diversisporales; Gigasporaceae. The record is from the annotation of a GenBank genome assembly.
CCAAGAAUCGAUCUUGUUUGCUACAUUAUAAUCGAUAAAUUAUUGCCUAUGCAAUUACAUCGAUUUCAAUUACUUUUACAAGAACGUAUUUUACCAUCAUGGCGCAAUGACUUCAAAAUUGAAUGGAACAAACUUAUUUCACACAACAUAAAAAACUCGCAGAAGUAUUUAACUAAUCAUAAAAAUUGG